GUAGACUGUUUGUUUUAAAAAAAAAAAAAAAACUGUAGACCGGGGAUAUAUAGGAACGGUAGAUUUUAGUCUUGUUUUCUUAUGAUGCUAAGGAGUUAUCAUAGGCUGUGCAUGCAUUACUGUGUAAAAAGCGGCGCCCAGUGGAUUUUAUAAAGACUACAAACACUUUUUUUUUUUUUUUUUGCAGUACUAUAUGUCUCCUGUUGGGGGCGCCAAAUAACAGGAAACCCAUGUGGAGGAGGGGCGAUGCUGCUGCAGGUUCGCUGUUUACCAGGCUAACUAAAGUCUAUCAACAAGCUAGUUAGCAGCGAGCAGUGUGAUACCUCUGCAACAGGACAACAUGCACUAGCUAACCCGGAGUCGUAUCAGUGUACAGACAAUCAAUCUAAAGCUUUGGACAAUUCCAGGCGGAUGUAAAUAUCUGCUUCAUUCAUGCAGUCGCUGCUGUGGAGAGGAGUUUGAGCUCCGAGUGGCGGGCAAAGCUCAGUCAUCAGCUCGGUGGGACAACGGGGACAACACGGCUCUCUCACCGAGAAGGAGCAUGGUGGUCCCGGACAGUACCAACGUGGUCCCCCAAGCUCACAAUGGUAGUGCCCCUGGCCUCAUGGAGACUUCUCAACCAGGUUGUGGAGAGGAAGAGGUGGGGGGUCAGGACCUUGCAGGGGUGGAGCUGGAGGAGGUCCGAAAGCUGCAGGAGCUUGUUCGUAGAUUGGAGGUCCAGAAUGAGACGCUGCGCAACAGAGGAAGCAGAACUAUCAUCAACAGAGGAGCCAGCAGCAACAGCAACCUCACAGCUGCUGUCAAUAUCAAUGAGAGGCUGAGCUGUGAAGGGGAGCCCAACUCUCACCUCAGGUUGGAGGACGGUGGCGAGCUGGGCAGCAGAGACUUUGAGUUGUCACCACCUCAGGACAGCAGCAGUGGUGAGGAGAUGUCACCUCUGCCUGUGGCCAACAGACUGGAGGAGGAGGAGGAGGAUGAUGAAGAAGAUGAGGGGGCAGAGGAACAGGGUCUAUGUGACGGCUUUCUGACGCUGACCUGCAGCAGCAGAACCGGACAGAGGCAAAGUGAGACUCCAGAGAGCCCCUCUCAGGAAAGUUAUGAGUCAGAGACACUUGCAGAGAGCGACUCAGGGGUGGACCAAACUGCACUAGAUGAGGUGGAUGUCCUAGAUUUGGAGGAUGAGUGUGCAGAAGUAGACGACGAGGACAGUUGGUUGUACGUGUCACCUAAAAAGCAGGUAGCAGAUGCAGGUCCAGAGUCUCCAUUGAAGUGGUGUCGGCAGGUUCUUGAUCACCGCAGCCCAGAGACAGAAAUGGCCUGUCGGACGCUGAUCAACCGCUUGGACCAAUCAGCCUCUCGAUGGAGGAACAUGUACAGCAGCCCGUCAGCAGAGGCAGGCUCAGCAGGCUCAGGGCUGAUCUCUCCUGGGUACCACAAAUCAACUAACAAAUCCCUACUAACCUGUGGCAGCUCAGGUGUCACAAGCAUGCACUCUGCCCUGAGCUCGCAGUCCUCCAUUGACAGUGAACUCAGCACAUCAGAUGAUUCCAUCUCUAUGGGCUACAAGCUGCAGGAUCUUACUGAUGUCCAGAUCAUGGCUCGCCUGCAGGAAGAGAGUCUGAGACAGGAUUACGCCUCCAGCUCAGCGUCUGCAUCACGUCGCAGCUCCACAGCGUCUCUGCAGUCCCUGCGCCGGUGUGGCACCUACAGCGACCAGGAGUUUGACAAUUAUAGUCUGGAAGAUGAGGAGGAUGAAUUCUGCUCCCUGCCCCAACGGAGGCAUCGCUUCACACCUUCACCUUUAGGCUCACCUCGGUGCCUCUCUCCUUCCACGUCCAGCCACGGUCAGGAAUACAGCAGCCGACUUGGGGCUCCACGCACAAGAACUCCCAGGCGAUCUCUCCAGGGCCCCAGUGCAGAGCUGCUCAAAUUUGCUAAGAGUGAAGAGGAGUUGAGGCACAGCAUGCCUAAUCUGGCCCCCCGCACCAGCCUACGUUCCCUGGAGGCAGUCAGAAACAGCCGCAGCAUGGAGGCUAACCUCCAGAGCUCCGGCAACCGCAUGUCCCAACUGACUCACUCCCCCUCCACAGGAGCAGCUUGUAGUCGGCUGCGAAGCAACGGCCAGUCCCCUCUCUCAAUACGGACUCCUGUGAAAGCUGUCACUCCUGUGGGCUCCAUGACAGCAGGUCGUCAGCCCCCUAGAGGGUUACCUGUUGUCCAAGGGCCACCUACAGGAGGGGGGCGCAGGAUCCAGUCCCCAGGCUCAGCCAAUGGUGGAACCUACAUACCUGGAAGAGCCUCCACUGGGGCAGGAAGGCCGGGAGUGGGUCGAGGACAGGCUGCGCCGUCUGCACCCACAAGAAGUAAACUUUCACAGCCACCUAGGAGGUCUCUGGGCAUGACCAAAAUAUCGGAUGAAUCCUGGAAGGAUGGCUGUUAUUGAGUCAAACUGCUGAUGAAGGAUGUCUACUGCUGCAACCCUCACCUCACCUCUCCCUAUAACCUCUGUAAGAAGAAGAAACAUAGCCACUGUGUCCACAAAUGUGUCGUACAACCCCUGGUCCCUCAUUUCAAACUGGAGCACUGGGCUUCACUGGAUUUAUAGUUGAGACUUGUCUCUUUCCCUCGCAUGAAACAUUGUCAACCCACACAGAGAGAUGAUGUGUAGGCAGACAAGAAGGCACACUCCACUUGUUAUAUGGACCAACUCGGAGCUUCCAGAAGAUUUGUUUGUGUCAAUUUUACUUAUUUUUCUAUGGUAACUGUGAGAAAUAUGCUGGAAAAUGGGCUGUAACUACUUAAUGUGGAUGUAACUGAUACGAAGACAAUUUAAUAAUGAAGACACUGCUGGUUUGUUUAAUUUCUUUGUGAAUUCCUACUAGAUGAAGGUGCUGAGUAUUGCAUGCUCGAUUUUUAUCCCCUGUACCUUUUCAUCAUAUAACUGCAAUAUGACGAAUUUUCAUGUUUCCCAAAACAUUCUGUGUGACUUUAUGAAUGUUUGAGUGGUUUAUUGUGAAAAUUACCCUUAGGUUUGUGUUGAGUUUGUGUUUUGCUCUUUGCUUACACAGCAGUGCAACUCCUGUAAACCACACUGCCCUUAUUCAAGAAUACUUAAAAUAUCUUUUGUGCCAAGGUGCAAUUCAGCUGGAACACCCUUCUAAUUCCAAAAUUAGUCUUAAGUUGUGGAAGGCACAGUGUUGCAUUUUUGAGGCAUUUUUACUGUAUAUCAAAAGAUGGAUUUGAGUGUUUGCAUUUGGAUACCACUGUAAUAAAGAAAAUGUCAUAAUUUAUGUGCAAGGCCUUUUGCCUUAGACAGCUAUGCACCCUCAUGCAGAGUGCCUCUGACAAUUAGGAGCUGUAAUGAUAAUGAGUAAUAAAGUUUACCCUGAAACUAU
Molecule: messenger RNA, 3395 nt
Organism: Sphaeramia orbicularis (orbiculate cardinalfish)
Lineage: Eukaryota; Metazoa; Chordata; Actinopteri; Kurtiformes; Apogonidae
Product: SLAIN motif-containing protein-like
Exons: 9
Coding region: 542-2443 (633 amino acids)
Biological process (GO): cytoplasmic microtubule organization; microtubule nucleation; positive regulation of microtubule polymerization
Cellular component (GO): microtubule plus-end
Source: RefSeq, a predicted model, not a curated record